AGGCCGGGUACUCUAGGAGGUCCUGGGGCGACAGUACGCGGGCGGUGGGCUGCGCGACUUCUGCAGGACUAGAUUCCUGGUCCCACCCUGCCGAGCCCCGCCCCUCCGCCGGCGGACACUGCCGCGGGCGCAGCCACAGAGCCGCGGUCUCCCGGCCAGCCUGGGGCGGCCGGCCCGGAACCACCCGAUGAGAUCUCUUCCCUCGAGGGAUGGUGAAGUUGGCGAGAGGCUCCUUUAACCCUCCUGCAGGAUGAACUCCCUGCCAGAAGACAUGGAGAAUACUCUCACGGGGAGUCAGAGCUCACACGCUUCUGUGCGCGACGUCCACUCCGUCAACCCUACGCAGCUCAUGGCCAGGAUCGAGUCCUAUGAAGGAAGGGAGAAGAAGGGCAUAUCUGAUGUCAGGAGGACUUUCUGUUUGUUUGUCACCUUUGACCUCUUAUUUGUAACAUUACUGUGGAUAAUAGAGUUAAAUGUGAAUGGAGGUAUUGAGAACACGUUAGAGAAAGAGGUGGUGCAAUAUGACUAUUACUCUUCUUAUUUUGAUAUAUUUCUUUUGGCAGUUUUUCGAUUUAAAGUGUUAAUACUUGCAUAUGCAGUGUGCAGACUGCGCCAUUGGUGGGCCAUAGCGUUGACAACAGCAGUGACCAGUGCCUUUUUAUUAGCAAAAGUGAUCCUCUCAAAGCUUUUCUCACAAGGGGCUUUUGGCUAUGUGCUGCCCAUCAUUUCCUUCAUCCUUGCCUGGAUCGAGACGUGGUUCCUGGACUUCAAAGUGUUACCUCAAGAGGCAGAAGAAGAAAACAGACUCUUGAUAGUUCAAGAUGCCUCGGAGAGGGCAGCGCUGAUUCCUGGGGGUCUUUCUGAUGGUCAGUUUUAUUCUCCUCCUGAAUCUGAAGCAGGAUCUGAAAAUGAAGCUGAAGAAAAGCAGGACAGUGAAAAACCACUUUUAGAACUAUGAGUAAGACUUUUGUUAAAUGUGAAAAACCUUCAUUGAAAGUCACCAGAAAGAAAAAGGAACUGGAGAUGGGGUCUCCCUAUUGAAGGUUGAAAUGGUGACAUCCACUGCUGACAUUAUUGAGCGGCUAAUAAAGAAUUUAUUUAUUGUAAUACCUCACAGACAUGGUACCACACCCAUACCCAUUUAUGUCACCUGCCUGUGGCUGGAAAGAUAAUGUCAUGGUCCACCCUAUAUUCAGUGAGACUGGAUCUGACCUGUCAAUGAAUAGUUGCAGAAAGUCUUGUGUUGUGUUCCUAAUCAAAGAGACUUCUUAAUAUAUUGGAAUAACACUUUUUUAGUAUGCAAAAUAUCUUUUUAUUUUGAUUUGCAGAAUGGAAUUUUUUUCUCAUGUUUUGAAUUUCUUUUGUAUUUUUUUUUAACUCCCUACAUUUCCCUUAUG
Molecule: messenger RNA, 1397 nt
Organism: Budorcas taxicolor (takin)
Lineage: Eukaryota; Metazoa; Chordata; Mammalia; Artiodactyla; Bovidae
Gene: STARD3NL
Product: STARD3 N-terminal like
Exons: 9
Coding region: 251-958 (235 amino acids)
Source: RefSeq, a predicted model, not a curated record